GGCAGACAAGAGGGAUAAAUGGCGAAAGAAGUUCUCCUAAAUGGCCCUGCAGAUGUUCUGACUGACUUUGGAGUGGUUUUGGACUGUUUUAUGCCCUCUAUUUAGAGAAGACUUAAUUCUUGUAGCCAUCUACCAGUCUCUGACAUUGGUCUGAGAUUUAUUCAGAGUCUGUGGAAGUGAUCAGAUUCAUCAGUGGAGAUCAAACUGUGACUGAAUGAUUCAUGGCUCAUUCACAAACAUUCAGAGAUGAAGAUGAUUCUUCAAGAGUCAGGUUGAGUGGUUGUAAUAUCCCAGAUGAAGGUUGUGUUGCUCUGACUUUAGCUCUGAAAUCAAACCCUUCACACCUGAGAGAACUGGAUCUGACUGAUUAUAAUCUCACAGAUUCAGGAGUGAAGCUGAUCUCUGAUGUACUGAAGAAUCCUGACUGUAAACUGGAGAUACUAAAGUUGUGGAGUUGUGAUAUCACAGAUGAAGAUUGUGUUGCUCUGAUUUCAGCUUUGAGAUCAAACCCAUCACAUCUGAGACAAGUGGAUCUGUCUUAUAAUAAAAUAAGAGAUUCAGGAGUGAAGGUGAUCUCUGAUGUACUGAAGAAACCUGACUGUAAACUGAAGAUACUGUGGUUGUGUGAUUGUGAUAUCACAGAUGAAGGUUGUGUUGCUCUGACUUCAGCUCUGGGAUCAAACCCAUCACACUUGAGAGAUUUGGAUCUGUCUGAUAAUAAUCUCACAGAUUCAGGAGUGAAGCUGAUCUCUAAUGUAUUGAGGAAACCUGACUGUAAACUGGAGAUACUGAAAACAGAGAUCAGUGUGAUGGAGAUACCUAAAGCACCAGCUGAACAUGGUCCUUCCUCUGCACUAACCCAGCCUCCGUCUCCAGGAUUGCCACCAACCCAACAUCAGUUGUUUAGUUGUGGUAUCACAGAUGAAGGUUGUGUUGCUCUGACUUCAGCUUUGAGAUUAAACCCAUCACACCUGAGAUAUCUGAAUCUGUCUUAUAAUAAACUAAGAGAUAUAGGAGUGAAGCUGAUCUCUGGUGUACUGCAGAAAUCUGAAUGUAAACUGGAGACACUGUGGUUAAGGAGUUGUGAUAUCACAGAUAAAGUUUGUGUUGAUCUGACUUCAGCUCUGUCAUCAAACCCAUCACACCUGAAAUUUCUGGAUCUGUCUUAUAAUAAACUCACAGAUUCAGGAGAGAAGAUGAUCUCUAAACUAAGAGAUGAUCCAUGUUAUAAACUACAGACAGCAUGGCCUUACAGACGACAGUAAAGAUUUAAAGAUGUCUGUCUGAUCUUCAGUAUCAUCUGAUGGUGAAUAAGAAGACACAAUAGUGACAUAACAACACAAAAUCAACACAAACUGAAAACACAACAACACCUCACAUUGAUAACACUUUUUUUUAAACAAUUUUAAAUCCUACAAUGGGAUUAUUAAUAUAAAUAUGUUUUUGGGGUCUGUGUUUAUUGUUUGCUGUUAAAAACAUUUAUAAGUUGUUUGAAUAAAAGUGUCAGCUAAAUGAAAUAAAUGUAAAUAUAAAUGAUAUAAAUUAUAUUUCUCUCAAUAAUUAAGACACAUUUAUUAAUAUUUUAAAAACAAAAAUCUCUAUGAAAUCUUAAUUUUCACUUUAUUUCACAUCCAUCACUUCAUAUAAAUUUCAUCAUUAUAAAUAUGAUUAUUUUUUGUAGGAGUAACUUGACAGAUUAAUGAUUUAAUAAACUAAUAAUGAGCGUCA
Molecule: messenger RNA, 1728 nt
Organism: Paramisgurnus dabryanus
Lineage: Eukaryota; Metazoa; Chordata; Actinopteri; Cypriniformes; Cobitidae
Molecular function (GO): protein binding
Source: RefSeq, a predicted model, not a curated record